This is a messenger RNA of Etheostoma cragini (Arkansas darter), 7385 nucleotides long. RefSeq names its product calcium/calmodulin-dependent protein kinase (CaM kinase) II beta 1 (gene camk2b1). Gene Ontology annotation, cellular component: cytoplasm; neuron projection. Gene Ontology annotation, biological process: protein phosphorylation. The transcript is spliced from 25 exons. Gene Ontology annotation, molecular function: ATP binding; calcium/calmodulin-dependent protein kinase activity; calmodulin binding. Bases 239 to 2326 code for a protein of 695 amino acids. Lineage: Eukaryota; Metazoa; Chordata; Actinopteri; Perciformes; Percidae. The record is from RefSeq and is a predicted model, not a curated record.
GUUUGAGCGCGGUAGCUGUCAGAUAGUGGAGACAGUCAGAGAGAGAACACCCAACCUGGUCGCUUCGUCUUUCAACAUCAAACCGUCCUUCAAUAGGCGCCUCUAGAAAGGCAUUUCACCGCUCCAACCGCCGUCUAGCUGCUGGGCGGACCUGUAUUUCAAACGCAAAUUUAGCGCACGUAACCGCAUUGUUUUUCGGAACUGACAAAGUAAAAGAAGCGAGAGACAGGGGAGAGACAUGGCCACGACAACCUGUACGCGAUUCACAGACGAAUAUCAGCUAUACGAGGAGCUGGGGAAGGGAGCCUUUUCAGUGGUGCGCAGAUGUGUUAAGCUGUGUACAGGACAGGAGUAUGCCGCCAAAAUAAUCAACACCAAAAAGUUAUCUGCAAGAGAUCACCAGAAGCUGGAAAGAGAGGCUCGAAUUUGUCGCCUAUUGAAACAUCACAACAUUGUUCGUCUUCAUGACAGUAUAUCAGAGGAGGGCUUCCACUACCUCCUGUUUGACCUGGUGACCGGAGGUGAACUGUUUGAGGACAUCGUAGCCAGAGAGUAUUACAGCGAGGCCGAUGCCAGUCAUUGCAUCCAGCAGAUCCUGGAGGCGGUGCUUCACUGCCAUCAAAUGGGUGUGGUGCACCGGGACCUGAAGCCAGAGAACCUGCUUCUAGCAAGCAAAUGCAAGAAUGCCGCAGUGAAGCUGGCUGACUUUGGCCUGGCCAUUGAGGUACAGGGGGAUCAGCAGGCCUGGUUUGGAUUUGCCGGCACACCGGGGUACCUGUCCCCUGAGGUAUUGAGGAAGGAGGCAUAUGGCAAACCAGUGGACAUCUGGGCCUGCGGGGUGAUCCUCUACAUCCUGCUGGUGGGUUACCCUCCUUUCUGGGACGAGGACCAGCACAAGCUGUACCAGCAGAUCAAGGCUGGGGCUUACGAUUUCCCUUCCCCAGAGUGGGACACAGUCACCCCAGAGGCCAAAAACCUGAUCAACCAGAUGCUGACCAUUAACCCAGCCAAGAGGAUCACUGCCCAGGAGGCCCUCAAGCACCCAUGGGUCUGCCAACGGUCCACGGUGGCGUCUAUGAUGCACAGACAGGAGACUGUGGAGUGCCUGAAGAAAUUUAAUGCCAGAAGGAAACUCAAGGGGGCCAUUCUUACAACCAUGCUGGUUUCUCGAAAUUUCUCAGUGGGCAGCAGGCAGACGGCCGCUCCAGCUUCUGUAACUGCGGCCGCAGCAGCAGUGGCUGCAGCCGCGGGCACCACGGCAGGGCUGGUGGAACAAGCAGCUAAGACCUUGCUCAACAAAAAGGCAGAUGUCAAGAAACGCAAGUCCAGCUCUACUGUCCAGUAUAUGCCCCAGACAAACAGCACCAAAAACAGCAUAGUCACCAGCCCCAAAGGAAACAUCCCUUCACCUGCUCUGGAACCUCAGACAACAGUCAUCCAUAAUCCAGUGGACCGGACAAAGGAAUCAUCAGACAGCAGCAACACCACUGUGGAGGAUGAAGAUGUGAAAGGAAAGAGCUUAGACAACAGCUCGCUUAAGGCGCAGUCCAGCACAAGCUCCGAGCCAGAUAGCUCUCAGGGCUCCUCAGCUGCUGUGUACUCAGCUACAAAGUUUGCUGACCUGCUGGGAUCAGUGCGUAGGGGCUCAGGGCCCACAUUCGACGGGGAAGGGAGAACCAGCACUCCACCUCCUGCUGCUCUCUCCGCACCCUGCCCUCCACACACCCCUGUUGUCCCCAUGCAGAUGUCUCGGCUCACAGACUUGGUAAGCAGUGUUCGCAGGGUGCCUGCGGCCCCUGCACCCGAGGUCGACGCUGCUCCGGCGCCGGUACCUAGCGCCAGGCCCACCCCUCCACGUGCACACACCACCUCGCCACCUCCCCCUCCCUCCCCCUCCAGCCUUUCCCUUUCUUCCUCCCAGAUACGCAAACAAGAAAUUAUCAAGAUCACUGAGCAGCUGAUAGAAGCAAUCAACAAUGGAGACUUCGAGGCUUACGCUAAGAUCUGCGACCCUGGACUGACUUCAUUUGAGCCGGAGGCGCUCGGCAACCUGGUAGAGGGGAUGGACUUCCACCGGUUCUACUUUGAGAACCUUCUGGCUAAGAACAGCAAGCCCAUCCAUACCACCAUCCUGAACCCCCACGUCCACCUGAUUGGCGAGGACGCUGCCUGCAUCGCGUACAUCCGCCUGACUCAGUUUGUUGACAACCAGGGUCGGCCACGGUCCAGCCAGUCGGAGGAGACUCGCGUCUGGCAUCGCAGAGACAGCAAGUGGCAGAACAUCCACUUCCACUGCUCAGGCGCACCAGCUGCGCCACUCCAGUGAGGUUGACUGCCAUAGUUAUGUCUGUCAGGGGUGCUCUGCUGGAGAGAGGAGGAGAAGGGAAGGGAUGAAAGAACAAGUCCAGCUUUGGUUUGGGGAUGGGCCCUUCAACAACAAACCCUCCCUCUUGGACGCCCAGCCUCAACCCCCCAGCAUGCAUCUCUUCUUUUACUACUACUGCCCACUCGUCUGUCACCUGCCCUCAUCUUCAUCUUCUGACAAGUAUCAAACAAACAGCUUUACAUCUUUCACCCCUCUGGUUUCUUCCUCUUCCCUCCGGCAUACUGGGUGAUGGGUGGGGUGUGGCUGGGGGGGGAUUUUUCAGCACUCGGUGUGAUACCUUCUUCCUGUGGUCUCUCCGCAAUUCCGCAAAUUUUGUGACACCAACCCUGUCCUCCUGUGAACCCACACUUGUGUGACAUAAACACUGCACUGGAAUUACAGUAUGUAAAGUUUUAAGUCAAAUCUAUAAUUAUCAGGACUCUAUUAUUACCAUUAUUAUUAUUAUUAUUAUUAUUAUUAUUAUUAUUAUUAUUAUUAUUACACAUUUGUUAUUGUAUAUGUAAUUUGUAUAAUUCGAAAUACUCAAUGCCAGUGGUUACUAGAGUUGAAGGAAAUCUUUUUUUGUUUUUCUCUCUAGCUUUUUAAGAAAGCAUGUUUUUUCUCCCCAAUAAUAACAGUGGCUGUUUUCUAUUGUGGCUAUUUAAGUGGACAGUUAUAUUGGCAGUUUUUUUGUAAUUUGCUUCCUGUAUGUGAGCUAUAAUUCUGCACCCAAAUUCAUGGUCAACACGUUUUAGUUUGUUUGUUUUUCGAGUUUCCUUUUUUUUUUAAGGGGUGUGUCUGGUGGUGAUGUGUGUGUGUGUGUGUGUGUGUGUGUGUGUGUGUGUGUGUGUGUGUGUGUGUGUGUGUGUGUGUGUGUGUGUUUGUGUUUGUGUUUGUGUUUGUGUGUGUUUGUGGUUAUUUAAACCAGACACAAAGUGUGUUCUAGUCCAAACAUGAGGACUGUACAGGUUAAGGAACCUGUUGCUUUUCCCUUGUUGCAACGUGAGCAGCCGGAGGAGGAGUUAGCUGAGCUCAGUGUCUUUCUGCUUCAAACUGAACGUUUCACACUUACAAAGGUGGCAAAAACGGCAUGCAACAAGAAUUUAAUCAUGAACUCACUUUUCCAUCUCCAUGGAUAACACCAUAAUGGGAGAAUGUCCUGCGCUUUCGCAUCUUGAAUGGUGAGCUCUAAAAACUGAAAACAAAGAAAGAAAAACUUUUUUUUCUGUUGGUGACGAUGUUCCUUACAUUAUAAUAACACAUCUACUUUCACAUCGUCACAAAAUAAGUUAGUGUGUUGUUGGAUAAGAAGAAAUGAUUUGUUUGUUACAUGUUGUAACGAGAAAAGCAUCCAAUCCAAAGAGGAGAUAUCGUAGCCAAGAUCAGAGAAACAGACUAUUAUUCUUUAAAGGAAUCAUUUAAUUUGAAUUCAACUUUUGGGAUGACACAUUUUAAGUCAGAUUCUGCUUUGAUUGAGCACAGAUGUGUACAGGCAUACAUUUAGAACAUUAUUUAAACGUGUGGCUAUACUGAAGAAAGAACUCUUACAGCUAGCAUAAUUUCUCCUAAAUGAGGUGGAGGGUUACCACAGACUGCAUGGACACAAAUCCAAGUCCUGUUUUAAAGUAGUUCUGGACUAGGUUGAUCUUGGACCAGAGAAACCUAAACAGGUUUAACUGGACACUAACAUGUUGGAAUAAUAUAGUGUUUCUAUACAACAAACAUUUUAUUCUAGGCUGUCCUAUUGUAAAAAUACUCAAAUCACAGCUGUAGUUUAAGGAGAAGAAUUCACCCCAAUUAACCUUUGUAGAAACUGUGUGAAACUUAAUAUUUGGACAUUACUAAAUGCCUCAUUUAUCUGAUCAGGUUAACUGCUCGGUAAAACUCAUUAACAGAUGUGAAAGAACGUAAAAGAUAUUUUCAAAAAUUUAAUGUUAUCUCUUGUUAAACCAACUUGGGAUCUUAUGAAAAAGGCUUCCUGUUAUUAUGGCGUGGUAUAAGAAAAAUACGCCAAACUAUAACAUCAAAGUAUCUUGUUAUAAUUGCAAUAUUUUCUCAUGAAAAGAAACUAAGCACUAUGUUUUGCUCACAGUAGUUUGCUCAGUUUAGCGUCGAUCUGUCUUUCCACAAGUGUUUGUUUUUCAGACUAUUGGUGUUGAAAAGGUGCUGGGGGGUCAGUGGCUUCUGCUGUUGCUAGGCGACAGCUGAAACCUACUUUAGAGUUCCGUGCUCUUUUCCUAUAUAUUUAACUCACUAAAUCUCGGUGCUGUGGGGAACACAACAUCCAAAUGACAAACAAAAGAAGUCAGUGCUCUAAAAACAGAAUCCCAGAGGACGCCUGACCUUUCUCACUUCCACAGCUAUAGUGCAGAAAGAUGGUGCCACUGCCUCUUUGCUUAUUCAAAGCACAUACACUUAUAGACCCAUAUCAUAAUGGAGAAUCAAGGGUGUGUAUGCUUGAAACCUCCACGAGUGUGUGUGAAGCGUUUUCUGCCGUACCAUAAGAUCAUAAACGUCUGCAGGUAGUGAGGUUUGCUUAGGGCUUCUUUGUUCGGAGGGCAGUCCUUUGCCACAGUGUGCAAUAUUUGUGCGUGUGUGUGUGUGUGUGUGUGUGUGUGUGUGUGUGUGUGUGUGAGUGAAAGUAUUUACAGUACAUCUGUUGCUCUCUAUGUAUUCUUUCCAAGUCAGGAGAAAUAUUGAAGAUGUAUGUUGUGUGAGAGAUGGAAGGAGAAGGCUUUAUUUCGGAGGACGUAUCAGUCCCCUGCCUUCAGCCCAGGGCUUUUUUUUCUUAUGAUUGAAUCUCUUUUUUAUCUAUUUAUUAUGUUUUUCAUGUUUUAUCAGCUUUUUAUGAUAUAAAGUGCUUGUGCCAGGGGUGACGGGAUUACUUUGCAGCAUUGAAAACUGUUUUUGUGGGGGUUUGACUUGCCAUCAGCUCUUCCGUACUUUGCUCGUCCACCAUUGGCUGCCUUCACAUUUGUCUCGCCCCUAUUGGUCAGACCAAGAUAUUAAAGAGGUCAGGCAGUCAGUUUGGUGAAUAGUCCUCAGGUUUCUAUUUAUUUUGUAAGUGUAUUUAUUUAUUUUAGUGGAAAGAUUUUAUUGUGCUCUUCUCUUUUUGUUUUGGUUUAGUUGUACGGCUCGUGCACUUGUGUAAGUACUGUCUAUUGCUGUUCAAAGGGACACCGCUCCAUGUAAAACAUGACUGUUUUAACGGGAUAGUAAACCCAAUUUGCAUCCUGCAUGUGCUUUUCUGUAAUGACCAACAUGGUGUGAAUUACCUUUUCUUUUUCUGCUUUUUUUUUGGUGAAAUUUUAGAUUGAAGUUGACAUCAUUUUUUUCUGUUUUAUGAUGUCCAUUGUUUUACCUCCACUUAGGUCAUUACCACUUUGCCAGAGUGGACAUCUAUGACUUUAAAACUCAUGAUACAGGAUUGAAUUUUGGAGUGAAUUAUCCCUCCAAAGCUUUAUCGCUUUCUUUUUUCUUUUUUUGAGGUGAUGAAGCUUUUUUUCAAAGUUAGCCACUGAGUUGUUGUAUUCUACUCGUGUCUCAUCCAGUAACAGUGUUAUUGCCGACAUGGCCCUGUUCUAUUACUAAAAGGUCAACGGUUACCCUAAGGCGUUCAUGUGUGAUCGUGCUAACCAUGACCCCCUACCCUACUCCGCCUUCCAAAAAAGAAGAGAUAGCAGCAUGUACAUUGCAAAGUUGUCGUUCUUCUUAGUGUGUUUUACUAGCCUUGAAAAUCAAUAUAAGAUUCACAUAUUUAGAACGAGGGAGUUCACAGUAUUACAUAAAUGCAACUAACUAGCAGCGUAGCUGGCAUUUUCUUUGCAUGACAAGUCAACUCGUUUUUAGGUGUUUUCCUAUUCAUUUGUUUUCUCAUUUUCUACUGAAUGCUGGUCUACUCGGCCUCUCUGUCUAUUUUCCCAGCUUUUAAAGUGCAUAUAAAUAUUUUUGUCUCAAGAGGAUCCGGAUGAUGAUGUUAAUGACUGUGGGACGAAAAAAGGAUGUUGACAGUGGUGGUGGUGAUGAUGAUGAUGUGAUGAAGAUUAUCUUGCAUGCUUUUCUGUGGCGCUCUGUGUUGUCAGUGCAGAAAGGCUGCCUUUUGUACGUAGCUGAGAGAACACGAGGAGCGCUUGUUAAGCAUCAGCACCAGGAGUGACUGCUUCAAUAAGCCUGCAUGUCAAUUUGAGAAACAGCACUUGAGUCCAACUGCCAGAUUUGAAGCAGUUUCAAAGAGUGAGUGAGCUCCAGAAGGGGGGGGCAGUCACACAGGGUAACGCACAAACACACAGAUGGACGGCUCUUUGAUGCUUCUGAUGUAGCUGCACAAUAAGUAGAUUUUAGUGUCAAUUGUAACAGGGUAUGCAGUCAGACAACAGCAGUUUAUCACUGUAGAAUUAGAAAAAGCUUUAAUUAUAAUUAAUUAUCAGGGCGGCACAAUUAUGACCAAAAUGACCGUCCUGAUUACAGGCCAUGAUCAUGAUGUUUUCCUCUGUUAUUUUGGGGAUUCAAUUAAAUCACAAACUGUUUUCACAUUUUAUACAUUCUUAACCAAAUUAAAUGAUAAAUCAUGAUUGUGUAUGAUCAAAGCUGACAUGAUGCAGCCCUGGUCAUUUGAGGUCGGUGCGAGCUCGGCUGCCUUCCUUUCAGCUGUUUAGUCAGAUGAAGAAGAUAAACUGGAGCCACCGUGUUCACUCUGAACCUCGGCCAUCUUCUUUCUCCAGCCAGUGACUAAGUUGCACUGACAACACUGAGUUGGCUUCUCUUCCUAGGGUGUCUUUCACUCUUCUCCCAUUCCCUCUGUUUCCAACCUGAUUUUAAUAAUUUCUCUGCUGUCAGCUCUUUCUAGUUUCUCCUUUGUCUCUUUUUGUCACUUUGGGUUUCUUCUGUAUAAUAAUAUUAAUCCUCUACUUCUCUGAUUCUUCGGAUUAUUGCUCUAUUCUCUUACAUGCUACACGUGUUUCUAUAACUUUGAGAAAAUGUGUUAAGGUGUUAUCAAUAAAAUGAUCAUUUAAAUAGAAAA